AUGAUGUCAGCACUGAUGGCUUUAAUAUUUAUCAAAUAUUUGCCAGAAUGGACAGUUUGGGCAGUGCUUGCUGUUAUUUCAAUUUGGGACCUAAUCGCCGUGCUGUGCCCGAAAGGACCGUUACGAAUAUUGGUGGAAACAGCACAAGAACGCAAUGAGCCCAUCUUUCCCGCACUUAUUUAUUCGUCUGGACUGAUUUAUGCGUACACAUUAGUUGGUACCGGCUUCAUGGAUCAGGGUACUUCAUGCGCUACAGAGGACAGUCAAGCUGAUGCCGGCGCCGUUACUCAAGAUGAGCCAGCAAGUUCAGCAGAAGCGCGGCCAAUGGAAAACUUAACGACAAGUUCAUCGGAUAGCUCGCCACCAUCAACAGCCGAGCUUCUUCCAUCGGGCAGUGAUAGUGGUGAAAAACGGAGAUUCUCGCAGGGGAAGGUUGUACGACGAUUUGCACCAGCACGUGCUACAAGUGGCACAGCUCAAAAAAUGCCCGAGAAAAGCAAGCAGCAGCGGCAGCAUCAUCACUAA
This is a messenger RNA of Gongylonema pulchrum, 525 nucleotides long. The record is from the annotation of a GenBank genome assembly. NCBI's taxonomy places the organism in Eukaryota, Metazoa, Nematoda, Chromadorea, Rhabditida, Gongylonematidae.